AUGCCUUCACUGCGUUGCUACAACAAGGGUUGCGGUAAAGAGUUUGAUCCAGAUGAUAAUGGUUCAGACUCUUGUCAGUACCAUCCUGGCGAGCCUAUUUUUCAUGAUGCUAAAAAGAAGUGGUCAUGCUGUAACAAAUACAGUACGGAUUUCAGUGAGUUUCUUAGUAUGAAGGGCUGCACAUUUGGACCUCAUAAUCCCGAAAAACCUGCGCCUGUAGUUGUGGAGAAAGCAGCUCCUCAAGUUAACAUAGCGCCACCUGUACAGCCAGUUGCAAAGCCCAUUCCAAAAGCUCCUCUUCCAAGACCCUCUUCCGGUUCUCCUUUAAAGGUGCUUGCUCCAGUUGUAUCACAAAGUCUCAAAACUGCACUAGAAGCGUUGAAGUUAAAGGACGCUUCUGGCGCAGAUAUUACGAACGACCAGGGUCCCAAAUCCUGCUAUAACAAUGGCUGCAAAGCUGUGUUUUCCAUGGACCAGAAAGUAAUACCGAGACGUGUAUGUAUCACUCUGGUAUACCGAUAUUUCAUGAAGGAUGUAAGUAUUGGAGCUGCUGUCAAAGAAAGACGACUGAUUUCGAAACAUUCCUGGCUCAAGAAGGUUGUACUGCCGGUCGACAUGCGUGGACAAAAGAGGCACGUUAUUCUGCCCUUCAUUCCGAUCACUAUAUCCAAGCCUGACUUAAUGUUUUUCAUAUUGGAAAGAAUUGAAGCGAUAACAAAUGGAACUUUCAUCACUCCACUGACGUCACAGUGCCGAUUUGAUUGGUUCCAAAUGCCUGAUACGGUCACCCUAUCGGUGUAUGCAAAAAAUGUGCUCCCGGAGUCCGCCGACGUACGGUGUAACAGUGUCUUUCUCACCCUCUCUUUCCUUUAUGACGGUGGGAAGUCUCACUUUGAGAAAUCAUUCAAUCUCUUUGGGUUGAUCGACCCAGAUACCUCACGACUCAACCUGAUGGCUACUAAGUUGGAAGUGGUGAUGCGCAAAGCCGAAGCCUGCUCCUGGUCUGCUCUCGAGGUCAAAGCGUCAGCGCCGCCAGAGGAGGAAGUGAGGAAAGCAUUAAAUUGA
Hydatigera taeniaeformis is the source of this 1065-nucleotide messenger RNA. The record is from the annotation of a GenBank genome assembly. NCBI's taxonomy places the organism in Eukaryota, Metazoa, Platyhelminthes, Cestoda, Cyclophyllidea, Taeniidae.